This is a messenger RNA of Paramuricea clavata, 4195 nucleotides long. NCBI's taxonomy places the organism in Eukaryota, Metazoa, Cnidaria, Anthozoa, Malacalcyonacea, Plexauridae. The record is from the annotation of a GenBank genome assembly.
AUGGGACAGUAUUGUAUUUUUCGGCGCGGAGGUAGAUGCCCUAAAGGAUUCGAUGAAGGAUUCAUGGUUUGGGAUGACGAAGACACCAACAAUGCAAAUAGAAAACGGGGAAGUCUUCCAGAUGGCGUGUAUAACAGCGAAACCAAAAUUGAAUUUUGCUGUCGCAAUGAUGUUUUCUCGAUCAGUUUUUGGAGCAUUGUAAAAUGCCGCGCUGCGGGAAUCAAUCUUUCUGGUCUCCCAAGAUGCAGAGAAUUGAUCUUGAUGAGACACAAGAGUAGUUGUCCAACAAUUUCUGGCUAUCGUGGACCCUACACUGGUUACCUUGAUUGGGACACCGAAGAUUCAGGGAACAAGGAUGAGUUUGUUGGUGUAUUUCCGGAUGGUGUGAGCUGGGAUGGGAUUAAAAUCGAGUUUUGCACAUAUAGAUCGGACUACUCGUGUUAAUUUAAACUGUUUAGAUCCGGUAAACCUUUCGGCACAUUUAAAUAUAUAGCUUUGAAACCAUUACUCUAAUUAUGUAGAGUUUUAAAAACAUGUUUUGGAGCAGACGAUUUCUUUGAAAAAUUUAAUUAGAUUUACUGUAGUACAUUUAGAACUUUAUAUAGCAUGGUAAAGUUAAUGUUUUAUACCUGGACUAUCUGCUAAUAGUUUAUAGUCUGAAAAUAUACGUUUGUGUUAGUUUUUCUUAAUAAUUACAGAGUUAAACUUGUGUUAUUCGUUUAUUUUUUUAUAUAAAUUGUGUAUGGGUUCUUGCAUUGCCAAUGUUGCCAUGCUUGAAUGAUUGUGCAAAUAAUUCUUCGAUAUACACAGAUAUUUGUACUCUGCAUGAAUACUACUGGACUGAGUUUCAUAUUUGUUUGACCCCUGUCACACAGAUAUAUAUAUAUAUAUAUAUAUAUAUAUAUGUAUAUAUAUAUAUAUAUAUAUAUAUAUAUAUAUAUAUAUAUAUAUAUAUAUAUAUAUAUAUAUAUAUAUAUAUAUAUAUAUAUAUAUAUAUAUAUAUAUAUAUAUAUAUAUAUAUAUAUAUAGAGAUAUAUAUAUAUAUAUAUAUAUAUAUAUAUAUAUAUAUAUAUAUAUAUAUAUAUAUAUAUAUAUAUAUAUAUAUAUAUAUAUAUAUAUAGAUAUGUAAUAAAUAAAGCAUGAUAUUUGGUGAGAAAAUUAAAUUUACAAUUUAAUAUUGUAAAUCAGCAUGAUUUUUGUAUCAGAUAUAGCUACUCCUUCACGCUGAUGAUUUCUUUUGUGUUUUCUUCAUGAACUAUUAAUGAGUUUCACAUAAAUGUAUCUAAAUAUAUAUUUUAUUGAAUUGCACAAAUUACACGUUGUUGAAUGGAUAAAGCUUCAUUUCAAAUUAAACUGCUUAAUAUUUAAGAGAUUGUGCAUGGUCGAAAGCUUUUUAUAGCUAGAUCUUCAUUUUCAGUACACAUCUCAGUAUAGUUGUCAGUGAGUUCCUUAUUAUAUAUAAAUGUUCAUUGCGGCGUGGUCCCAUGCAUGAAAAAGGUGACGAUUAAUUGUCUGACUGUAAUUCAACCUGAUUAUCUUCGUUGUUGCAGAAGCGGAUAUUAAUAACUCCAGACGGGACUGUCAAGUUCUUGGGUACAUUCCAACAUUGCUCGCUGGGCGAUUAUAUAGUUUAUACAGGAACGUAGAAUAGGUAUAGUGCAAUGCCGCAAGUAAACAUUACAUUCAAAAACAUUACAUGGUUUCCUCUUAAAUAUACAACAGUACAAGCAAUAUAGCGUGAAACAAACAUAUAUGAAACCAAACCGUAGACCUCGAAUAAUUAGUUUCAUCCAAGUUACAUGGAUUUGUAUAAUAUAGAAUAAGAUCGUCGAUAAUCACUUUCUACAUUAAUAUGACAAAAGCAACGUUGAUUUUCUUAUUAGUGAACAUGCAUAUGACAUAUGUAAAUAACAAUUCAAGUUUCAUAUUCAACAAACCAUACGAAUCACGUUUUAAGCAAACCAUAAUACGGAAAUAAAACUUGCUUUCAAUUAUUCAAGUUUCAGACACAAAAAAGUGAAUUCAAACAACGAAAAGUAUGAUUAUGUUUGUUUUCAACAGCAGAUGUUAUUAUGCUGCUAUCAUUUUUUAAAGUGUCGAUAACCCGCAUAAGCCGCGCUACAUAUACCUACAACUUAUAAAUGUUGAGAAUUUAUACCCAUAAUGUGAUAUGCAUUCAACUCAAUUUUUCCCGUUUUGGCAGAAUAAAUUCUUUUCAUUACCAUACAGAGACGCACGGUUUGUAUAAUAGAUCAUUGCUGAAACGAACACAUACCGAGAAUGCUUUGCGUUGAGAUUAAACACAUGCAUAUUAGUGUUGGCAUGCUACGAAACGCGGACCCGAACUCUGACUCGAAAAUAACUCAAUUUCUUAUCAAAUAACCAAACUCCUGCAUGAAACCAAAAUUUACAAGCGGCAAGUGUGUUUCAUAGCCAGUUUAUAUUUUAUGAAAGAAAGUUUAUCAAAAAGACAAUUCAACCGAACUUUGUACGUUUUGUCCAAUGAUUUCUUACGCAUUUAUAGGCCUACUAUUUCUGACGUUGAUCAGUGAAUAAUAUAUUGUUACCUGGCUAUUGACAAGUACAACGUUUUGAUCUUAAUGCACUACGAAACUGGUGAUUUGUCUUUGAUAAAUUAAAAUAUGUACCUACACAUCACUUUUACAUGCCAAGGAUUCUGGAAACUUGCAAUAUUUUCGACUCCGGUAUAAUUGCACAAGUGCAUGGCUCUUCUUUUUUGCAGGUUUUUUUCCCUCCCGUAAAGCAUUCGAAUGACCACAAAUGUAUUGGACUACAAAAUGCUUACCUAUGUUUAUAUUCAACUAUAGUUACUUUCCGCGUUCAACACUCCUAAAAUUUCAGAACUGCAUGAUUCCAAGCGAUAAUUGCCGUUCAAUUUAUUGAGCGGCGCUUCAUGAUAAUUCAUAAAUAGUCUAGAAACUAAUUUAACUGCAGUAUAUACGUAGAAUGCAACUGAUGUUUACUAAUACUGAAAUGUUUAGUAUAAACUUCAAUAAUAGAUACUCAUGUGACAUGAUUUAUAAGAUUAUUUUACAAAACAUUAAUUCAGUAAUUUCUGCCAGUCUGGUUCCGACCCCGUGUUUCAGUCCGAGUUUAGUAACAUGCCCAUCGAUGUCAAACACAUAUCAAUACUUAGACCUUAGCGCAAGGGAACACAAGCUAAGCAGAGUAAACAGACAACAUUUAGCCAAACUAUGAUUUCUUUCUCUGCAUUACUUGUCGUGUCGUUUCUUUCCCUCAGUGAAGGAUCUUGGCCAGACGGUCAGUAUUGUCUGCCGAUGCCGCGCAACCAUCCGUGUCCAUCGGGAUGGGAAUCAGGCUACAGGCGCCAUGACACAAACGACAACAGCGGUUCAAGUUGUUACAACAAAAGAUAUGGUUACUUUCCGCGUAUUUUCAGGUACUGCAAAGACCUUGAAUGGGGAUUUUGCUGCAAAACUAGCAGCAAUUACCCCCACAAAACGUCUUGGCCAAGGGGACAUUAUUGCAUUUUUCAGCGUGGAGGUAGAUGCCCAGCAGGAUUUGACCAAGGACACAUAUAUUGGGAUGACGAAGACACCAACAACGCAAAUGGAAAUCGCGGAAGUCUUCCAGAUGGCGUGUACAACAGGAAUACGAAAAUCUACUUUUGCUGUCGCAACGAUGCUUCCUCCUUCCUAUCAUGUAGGGCAAUCAUUUCUGGACUCCCGAAAUGCAGGGAAUUGAUAUUGAUGCGAUACAUGGGUAGCUGUCCUACAUUGUCUGGCUAUCGUGGACCCCACAGUGGUUUCCUUGAGUGGGACACUGAAGAUUCAGGCAACAAGGAUGCGUUUGUUGGUGCAUUUCCAGAUGGCGUAAGCUUGCUGCGGGCUGGGAUUAAAAUCCAGUUUUGCGGAUAUACAUCGGACUACUCAUGUGGAAACUAGUCAUCUUUGGUACAUUAUAUAAACUACAUAUUAUAUUAAUUAAGUAUACGUUUGAAAAUAUAGCUUCUACUUUGCGCUGACAAAGAUUGCUUAAUUUAACUAUAAGUUAACUAUACAGUAUGUUUUUAGAACUUUUAUACUAUUGUAAAAUUAAUAGCUGAUAUGGCGACCUUUUGCUAAUUGUUUAUAUCCAGUAAAUGUUAGUGACGUGUGUGUUUUGCAAUUGCUUUCAUUCUUCAAUUCAAUAACAAAGGAUUCAAACCUGCGAU